Molecule: messenger RNA, 1350 nt
Organism: Pecten maximus
Lineage: Eukaryota; Metazoa; Mollusca; Bivalvia; Pectinida; Pectinidae
Exons: 3
Coding region: 72-518 (148 amino acids)
Source: RefSeq, a predicted model, not a curated record
GUGGAUAUUUAGUGGUACUGAACUGUGGAGCUGACAAAGAUGGUAAAGGCCUUUUUCCAAUAAAGGGAGAAAUGCCACAACUCGGGAAAUUACUAAGUACAAUGCUUCAUGAUGGUCUUAUUACACAGGAGGAAUUCCUCGACGCGAACUUUGAUGUGGACAUAUACAGAACUGAGGAAGACCACAGUCGCCCGUUUACACAGGGGGACAGGCUGACGCAGAUGGGUCUGGAACUGGUAUCGGUUCGCUCAUUCACCAACUGGCUGGAGCAUCACACGUUCGACAUCGUAGAUAAAGACGAAGCUACCAAGGCAGAGUAUGCCGAGAGGGUGGUGGCAGGUAUAAAGCCGUGGUUCUACCAUGUGAUCUACAACGGGUUGUCGAGAACGAGGCCACAGGAGGAAAGGACGCGACUGACAGAUCUCUACUUCGAUAGAAUGAGGGUAUUUGCCCAUGACAACCAUGGCGGCAAGACUCAAAUACCAUUGCAUGAGACGGUUGUCAGGAAACGCCUCUAAGGGGAAAUAUUGAAGUCCUCGCGACAGUUUUAUUGACUGAAAAAACUCUAUUAUUCUAAGGCAUGGGCCGUUGAACUAUAAACUUGUAUUAAAGAAUAAUAUCAUAAUCAGUUCCUACAUAAACUAUUUUUUAUAAAGUCCAUGUGAAUACCAUUUUAGCAUCAUUUAUUUUUCAGUCAACAAAAUCAAAAGAUGAGUUUUACAACAAGAAAUCUCAGAGGAAUCUUGGUACCCAUCAUCAUUGAAUCUUUAUUUGGUAUAUGCAUUAGUUUUUAAUCUCUAUAUCUUCCUUUUACUUCCUUUUCGCCUCUAAUCAUUUGAAAACAAGGUGACUCCGGAACCUCAUAUGAAAUUGGAGAAAAAUACAAUCAGAGAAAUUUCCACUUUAAAAACUCAAAAUGACCACCUUUCAACAACUUUAUUGUCUACGAAGCACUUGGAUUUGGCAUCAGGCAAAACCUAUAUUUACCAUCUCCAAAUAACUGUAGUAAUUUUAGUCUGGUAGUAUUGUUUUAGUUAUGUAUUCUGAUUUAUAUACAUCGUAACAGAAAUAUAUAUUUGUUUCACAACAACCGUAUGUUGGUGAGGUAAGGUUUAAGUAUUAAAAUGGCCAUGGGAAAUAAUAGGUUUAAUGAGUUAGUUUAUGAGUUUUCAUCUUGAUUGGUUAAAAAUUUAGCAUACAAGUAAUGUUUUGUUUGUUUCAUCUCCAAGGUUACAGGUACAAGUUGGGUAAUCUCAAAUAAUCAUGAAAUAGUUCCAAUUUGAGAUUGCUAGCUACAUUGCUAAGCUGGCAUGAAAUGAUAUUCAUAGUUCGGACAACCCUCGUUUACAA